GAAUGGAAUAAUAGCCUACCAGUUCAACUCAAUAAACCUUCUAUGAAGAUAAAAGUCUCACUGAAGUUGAAACCUAAGAAAAGAAAGAGGAGCAACGACGCAAGAGAUCCACCGAGCUUCAAACAUCGUUUACACAAUAGGAUCAAAAUAAAAAGAUCUUUUGCAUGUUCUUCUCAUGAUACAACCUGAAAAUAAAAGUCGUUUUUGUUAUUAAUAAGUAAGAUAAAACCAUGGGACAAAGAGAAAAAAAAAUGAAUGACUUACAUAUGUGGAGCGAUGAACCUUGCACGAAGACUAAAAACCCAUUCAAGUUCAAAGUCAGGUAUAGGAAGAGAAGUGACGGAGGACUAUAUAACUGAUCAAACAUCGUCUUCAACAAUAGAAGCAUCAAAAUAGUUAUUGUAAUAAUUUAUAGAUAUAGGAGAGAUAGAAUCAUUGGGCGAAAUACAACAACACCUUUCAUUUUAAUUAACUAUAUACCUAGACCAAGAAUAAAAUAAUAAAGUUUAAUAACUCAAUCGAAUGAUUUUUGGCCGAUUUUAUGCAUCAAACUACCUAAAUUCGCUUUGUGUUGUAAACUUUAUUUAUAGAAGGAAAAAAGUAUUAAUAUCCCCGUAAUUGCAAUCACCAAGUUUUCUCCAAUUUGCACCCCAGUACCCACCCCAUGGUAUUAUUGUUUCUCAUAAUCUUCCAAUUUUUUCUAGUUAUCGAUCGUCAACCUUUCAUUCCAUUUCUUCAAAAAACAUAUCUUCUCCAAAAUUUUAAGAUUCUAAUAUCUAAAAGGGUAAUGUCUAUUUUUUAUAAAAAUCUUUUUCAGAUUCUUUUAUAUUAUCCAAACCUAUUAAAAUUCUAUUAAUUAUAAAAAUCUUUCAUAAUGCAUUAAUAUAUUAGCCAUUUUUAUGUUAUCGUUAAUAAUUUUGUAGCUCUUUCCUUAGUUAAAAAAUUAAAAUUUUGAAAAUGUUGACCUUCAUGAGUCUAUUCCAAGUCAGUUGCAAGUUAUCAAGUCAAUAUUACUAACAAAAUUACUAACUGAAAGUUAACAUUUGGCUAAUUGUUAGUAUUUCGAUAGGUUUGGAUAAUAUAAAAGAAUAUAAAAAAAGUUUGGAUAAAAAAUAUAUAUUACCCUAUAAAAAGUUCUUGUACCAGUUCAAACAAUAUGUAGAACAGUGGUCACUUGAAUCAUCUGAGCGAAUUUUUAUCUUCCAAUCUAGUCAUGACUUCUUAAAAUAGCUGAGAUCACAAUUCCUACAGAGAGCCCACAUGCAAAUGAGCAACUUGGCAUUUAUUAGUCACACAAAAUCUCAAUCCAAAUGCAUGUUCUUCUAAACUUUUUAGCUUCUUCUUUGUAUGAGAUGAGAUCAGUUGACACUAUGAUAGUGUUGCUGGAACGCAAAUGGAAUUGACUACCGAUGAAUUAGGAUGGUUUAUGAGAUGGUUGAACCUUAUAUUGUCGCUUGUCGAACCUAAAGGAAGAAGAGACGGUGAGAUAGUCGAACAUGAGAUUUUUUUUAUGUUUGUUGCUGUAGGGUUUGUGAUUAGGAAAAGGAAGCCACGAAAAUGGAGCUACGAAUACGAUUUAUUGAAAACGAUGUCGUUUUGAAGUGGCCCGGUGCUCGGAUUAAUUGGUUGAAUCAGACGAAUUUCUUGAUUUGAUUGGGUUUUACAGGGUUUGGUCGGCCCAAGUAGAUAACCGAUUGGCCUACUGCACUUAGUGCGAUACUCGGGUUUGUGAAUAAUUGGUUUGAUCGGCCAAGUCAAACUCGGGUUGACAAUCAUGGUUAUGAGUCUUGUCUUUUUUUGAAGAUACAUUGGUUCAAAUCCCAUUUUUUUUUCUAUUUUUCUAUAAAUAAUACAGAUAAAUAAUUUUGAAGACAAAAAUAUUAUUCAUACUUUCAGUCUCGAUAUAGAAAAUUUGAAAUGGGGAAACAAUUUUCUCAUUCCAGUAUUAUAUAUUGUGUAGAGUGUAUAUGUAGACGUGUCUUUGCCCAACAUAUUCAUUAACACAUAAAAAUGGUGAAAUUAACAAACAUGUUAAACUUAACCUCGUCUAAUGAUUGUUGGAUCUAGUCAUGCCGGGUUAGAAAGGUGUUUAAAACUUAGCAGUUACCAGGCUAAAACGUUUAAAGGACCAGUGUCAUUGAGAUCGCACAAAGAUAUGAAUAUGAUUGCUUCAUAGUAGUUCUAAAAAUUAAUAUGAAUCAUGCAUAUUCAUUACUGGAUUUUAUUAUGCAAUAUUUGAACCAUUGAUAUUUGAGUUGUGAUUUUAAAGUUAUCCUUAUUUGGCCAUGUUGUUCUUUGUUGGUUUGUUUAUGUUUGUGUCUUCGUUUGGGAAAGAGGUUGUUUAUCUUGUUGUCCCUGCUGCACGAGUGUACCUUCGUUGUGUAACUUGUUUAACUCUUAACUCCUUAUUUAAUUAAUGAAUUUCACCUUUACAAACAAAAUUAUCAAAAUAAUCACAAUAUAAAAAUUGAAGUAUCGAACAUCAAUAAGUACUUAUCGGAGUUUUACUUGGCUAGCUAACCAUUGAAAAGUUCUGUGAUUUUCCGAUUUUAGCUUCAUGUAUGUUUUUAAUUUAAAGAGAUACAACAAAUUAAUAUAGUGUGAUUGGUUACAACUUUUGUCUCUGUUUAAAACAACAAAAGUUCAAAUCUUGCAAACAGUAAAAUUAUUAUCAUUUCUUACUUAUUAGAAAGUAAGAUAACAUUUACUAUUAUAACCCUAGCUACAAUUAAGGAGGACGCAUAGAAUUCAAAAUGGAGAAAAUCACAAAGUACUUCCAUAUUAUGAUGGAGGAUCUUCCAAUUUUUUUUAGUUAUCAAUCGUCAACCUUUCAUUCUUUUCCUUCAAAAAAACAUAUCUUGUCCAAAAUUUUAAGAUUCUAAUAUAUAUUAAAAGGGUAAUGUCUAUUUUUUAUUCAAAUAUUUAUUAGAUUCUUUUAUAUUAUCCAAACCUAUUAAAAUUCUAUUAAUUAUUCAAAUCUUUCAUAAUGCAUCAAUAUAUUAGCCAUUUUUAUGUUAUCGUUAAUUAUUUUGUAACUCUUUCCUUAGUUAAAAUAUUAAAAUUUGGAAAAUGUUGACCUUCACGAGUCUAUUCCAAGUCAGUAUCAAGUUGUCAAGUCAAUAUUACAAACAAAAUUACUAACCGAAAGUUAACAUUUGGCUAAUUGUUAGUAUUUUGAUAGGUUUGGAUAAUAUAAAAGAAUCUGAAAAAUGUUUGGAUAAAAAAUAGACAUUACACUAUAAAAAAUUCUUUUACCAGUUCAAACAAUAUGUAGAUUAGUGGUCACCUGAAUAAUCUAAUCGAAUUUUUAUCUUCCAAUCUAGUCAUGACUUCUUAAACCAGCCGAGAUCACAAUUCCUACAAAGAGCCCACAUGCAAGUGAGCAACUUGGCAUUUAUUAGUCACACAAAAUCUCAAUGCAAAUGCAUGUUCUUCUAAACUUUUUUGCUUCUUCUUUGUAUGAGAUGAGAUCAGUUGACGCUAUGAUAGUGUUGCUGGAACGCAAAUGGAAUUGACUACCGAUGAAUUGGGAUGGUUAAUGAGAAGGUUGAGCCUUGUAUUGCCGCAUGUCGAACCUAAAGGAAGAAGAGACGGUGAGAUAGUCGAACAUGAGAUUUUUUUUAUGUUUGUUGUUGUAGGGUUUGUGAUUAGGAAAAGGAUGCCACGAAAAUGGAGCUACGAAUUGGAUUUGUCGAAAACGAUGUCGUUUUGAAGUGGCCCGGUGCUCAGAUUAAUUGGUUGAAUCAUACAAAUUUCUUGGUUUGAUUGGGUUUUUCAGGGUUUGGUCGGCCCAAGUAGAUAACCGAUUGGGCCUUCCACGCUUAGUGCGAUACUCGGGUUUGUGAAUAAUUGGUUCGAUCGGCCGAUUCAAACUCGGGUUGACAAUCAUGGUUAUGAGACUUCUCUUUGUUUGAAGAUACAUUGGUUCAAAUCCCAAUUUUUUAUAUUUUUCUAUAAAUAAUACAGAUAAAUAAUUUUGAAAACAAAAAUAUCAUUCAUACUUUUAGUCUCGAAAUCAAAAAUUUGAAAUGGGGAAACAAUUUUCUCAUUCCAGUAUUAUAUAUUGUGUAGAGUGUAUAUGUAGACGUGUCUUUGCCCAACAUAUUCAUUAACACAUAAAAAGGGUGAAAUUAACAAACAUAUUAAACUUAACCUCGUCUAAUGAUUGUUGGAUCCAGUCAUGCCGGGUUAGAAAGGGGUUUAAAACUUAGCAGUUACCAGGCUAAAACGUUCAAAGGACCAGUGUCAUUGAGAUCACACAAAGAUAUGAAUAUGAUUGCUUCAUAGUAGUUCUAAAAAUUAAUAAGAAUUAUGCAUAUUCAAUACCAGAUUUUGAUAUGCAAUAUUUGAACCAUUGAUAUUAGAUUUGUAAUUUUAAAGUUAUCCUUAUUUGGCCCUGUUGUUCUUUGUUGGUUUGUUUCUGUUUGUGUUUUCGUUUGGGAUAGGGGUUGUUUAUCUUGUUGUCUCUGGUGCGUGAGUGUGCCUCCGUUGUGUAACUUAUUUAACUAUUAACUCCUUAAAGGGAUACAACAAAUUAAUGUAGUGUGAUUAAUUACAACUCUUGUCUCUCUUUAAAACAAUCAAGGUUCAAAUCUUACAGGCAGUAAAAUUAUUAUUAUUUUCUACUUAUUAGAAAGUAAGAUGACAUUUACUAUUAUAACCCUACCUACAAUUCAAAUCUUACAGGCAGUAAAAUUAUUAUUAUUUUCUACUUAUUAGAAAGUAAGAUGACAUUUACUAUUAUAACCCUACCUACAAUUAAGAAGGACGCAGAGGAUUCAAAAUGGAGAAAAUCUCACAAAGUACUGUGAUAUUAUAAUAGAGGAGGAUUUGGAGAUCAAUGUUAACACUGUACUAAGAUAUUAGUAUUUAACAAAUUAACAAAUGCUCAUAUACGACCUUUUUGGAUCCAAUUCUCUUUAUAAUGCAAAAUUUUAUAGGAUACUCUUUUUUAAUUUUUAACUUUGUCAUGGUGUCAUGAUGAUAUCAACGUUUCAAAAACUAAAUUUAUUAGGAGAAAAAGGCAAGCAAACAAGUAAAAAAACAACUUUCCCUCCCUCCUCUUCCAUUUCUCAUCUUAUCUUCCCCAUUAGUGUUCCUCGUCACCUUUGCAACCAUCCAAAAUGCUGCCAGCGAACUCCAUAACAAACACCAUUCUCAUUUUCCCUUAUUCACUCCACUUCGACCAGCUGACGAUUGACUUUUUCUGGCGAAAUUCUGGAAUCAGACUCGCUUCGGCCAUCUGCAAAAAAUUACCACUCCGUGAAUGCGCUAGUGGUACACUACUACCACCACGGGUACCACUACUAAUACAGCGCUACCACUACCAUCUGGUAGUUGAUAGUGACAACGUACUACGGGACGGGAUACGGUGACAACCCCCUUAGGGGUUGUCAGAUUAACAACCAAGGGUAUUUUGGGUAUGAAAAAAGGAAUAUAUUAAUUACCUUUUUUGUAUUAAUCAGAUUGGGAAUUAAAAACUCAUAUUAAAUACCUUUUUUUUAAUUUAAAUCCUAUACAUUAAUAUCUCUAUCUCUCUCUCUCUCUUCCUUUCUCCUGCGGUCACUCCGCUUCGAUGGACAGACUUUUUCUCUGGCGAAUUCUCUCCGGCAGACUCCCUCCGGCAACCUGAAAAAUGUACCAGUGCGUUAAAAAGUGUACCAAUCUAUUUGUCUAUUGGUAAUUAAUAUAUCAGUGCUAGUGGUACGCUACUAGUGCGUUAAAAAUGUACCAGUACUAGUGGUACGCUACCAAUACUAGUGGUACGCUACCAGUGCUAGUGGUACGGUACCAUUACCACUUGUAGCGGUACCAUUAGCAGUACCAGUACCACCGGUAGCGGUACCAUUGCCACUGGUAGCGGUACCAUUGCCACUGGUAGCGUACCACUAGAGACUAGCACACAAAAAAUCAGAUCUGAAAUAUGAAAAAUCACAGAUCUGGAAAAAAAUAGGGAUGACGAAAGGGGGAGGCAGGGGAGAGGCGGUGACCUCGUGGCGACGGUGCUGGUGGGAGACAGAGGGCUGCCGGAGGGUUGCGACGACGGUGGUGGUGGGAGGCCAUCGCGGCGAUGGUGGGAGGAGGAGGCCGCGAUGGCUGUGGGGCGAGGGACGUGACAGUGCUGGGAGGCGGAGGGCGCGACGACGGGAGGGCUGCAGCAGUGAUGAGAGGCGGAGGGCGUGGCGGGUCGGCUGCGACGACGGUGGUGGCAGCCGAUAGAGAGAGAGGGAAGAGAUGGGAGGAAGAAGAAGAAGAAUAGGAAGAAGAAAGAUGGCGUGAGAGAGAGAGAGAGAGAGAGCGAGAGAGAGAGAGAGAGAGAGAGAGAGGAAAUAGAGAGUGUAGGGUUUUAGAUAUUAAUAGGGGUAAUAAUCUAGUGUGGUCAAUUUUUUCGUCCAAAAAUACCCUUAAUCCAAUCUGUACCAUUGAUUUGAAAAAAGAAGAAAGAGACAAGAGAGAGAAUGGAUCCUAUGGUUAUAAAAUGGGUUGUCAAUCUCACAACUCCUAAUGGGGUUGUCACCGUAUCUCAUCCCACGUACUACUAAUCCAAUAUCAUUUGGUACCUGGUAGUGGUGGCGUACCACUACCAAGUACCAAAUGAUACCACUACUAGAAUAAAAUCACUACCACUAGAAAAAAAAUCAUAUAUGAAAAUCCAAAAAUCACAUAUCUGAAAAAUGAAGGGGAGGAGAGGAAGAUUAUAGUGACAGAGGGACUCACAUCGGAAGAGGCCAGGAGAGGAGGCACGACGGCGGCGACAGAGGAGGGCGACGACAGAGAGUUGGUAACGGCAGGGGUGGAGGGAGGCCGAGGAUUGCGGAGGCGGCAAUGGUGGAGUGAUCAGCAAUGGUGGAGGGAUGCAGAGGGCGAUGGUGGCAGUGCCAUCUGUUGGAGAGAGGGAGGAGGGAGGAAUUAUGUUUUUUUUUAUAUAUAUGGGAGGGAGAAUGAUUGAGUGUGAUAAUAUUUUUCCCAUCCAAAAAUAUCCUUCUUUUAAUCCUAAUCAAUAAUCAUUAAUUUGAAAAAGAAUGAAAAGACAGAAGAGAGAAGAUAUCCAUUGGCUAGGAAGUGAGUUGUCAAUUCAGGGGCUGUGACCGUAUUCCAUCCUUUUACGUGCGAUUUUAGUCUACUGGUUCAUGCAUGUAUGGCUAAUUUGAUCGGCUCAAUCAACCUAAUAAAAUUAUCCGUUACCAAAAUCAAUUUUAUGUUGCACUGAUAUACGAAGACACAUUCCGGUCGAACCCUUCCACCGUUCGGUUCAACCCCAAAUAAUAACCGCGGUAUAUCGUU
Linum trigynum is the source of this 7284-nucleotide messenger RNA. The record is from the annotation of a GenBank genome assembly. Lineage: Eukaryota; Viridiplantae; Streptophyta; Magnoliopsida; Malpighiales; Linaceae.